Anopheles darlingi is the source of this 3384-nucleotide messenger RNA. RefSeq lists its product as uncharacterized. NCBI's taxonomy places the organism in Eukaryota, Metazoa, Arthropoda, Insecta, Diptera, Culicidae. The record is from RefSeq and is a predicted model, not a curated record. The transcript is spliced from 2 exons. The coding region runs from base 1576 to 2853 and encodes 425 amino acids.
CGGUCUUCGAGUGCGCACGCGUGUUUUUCUCUCUCCCGAGCAAGGCGAAGCAGCACGAAAGGAAACCAGCAAAUUUUGUUUACACGAGUCUCCCGCUGUAGUGUCACACACACCUCCUUUUUCGUGUUUCCUUUUGCGAGAAUUGCGAGAACAACAACGAGCGAAUGUGUAGGAGGAAGCGCGUAGAUGCGCGCGUGUGUCUGUGGUACGAUCGUGCGUGAUCCUCAGUUUCUUGGUUUGCGCGAAUUCGCAAUCAUAUCGCACCGUACGCCAAAACCGUAGAACAGUGAACGACGACGACAAAAAAAAGACACAGAAGGCCGAUCGUGCGUGUGGAUCCGCGACGCGCCAUAAUCGCUAUCCUGACUAUCUUUCACCGAACGUGCUCGCGGUGUGUCGUUUCCCACCCGACCCCAGAAACGCACCUUUUUGCGCCACAACCAACCCCCGGACCCGGCGUAUCACCCGUGUCUGCCAGUCGUCUGCGAUUUGGUUCAGGGCGGGUUCGCAGUUCGUAUCGUCAAUGCAGUCGCCACAGGAAGUAUGAAUCCGUUCUGUUCGUGUGUUGUGUAGCAUCAUCUCGCCACCAACAUGGGCAGCUAAAGCCGGGGCCCCCUUCUUGUGUGGUUGUGAAGGAUCAUAAAAUCUAUCUCGACGUGCACUGAGCCCUCCUCAGGCAUCCUGCAAGGCGUUACUAAGCUCAUUAAGGUGGGGGGCUUACAGAAAGUGGAGAAGCGAUUUGUCUGCGUGUGUGUGUGUGUGUGUGUGUUUGUGAGCUGACGAAAAAGAGCUGUGUUCUAAUUAACAACGGGCCGUCCGCCCCUCCUCUGUAUGGUAGCCCAAAGCAGAUGCUGGGAAUUCGUGGAAAUCGGUGGCCAAUCUAACGCAGGGCUCCCGGUGAAUGCAGCAAGAGCAGCGGUUCGGAUGCUGAAGAAGCUCCACAUAAAGUAGUGUGUAGCAAACCGUGGAUCGAAUUGUGUGAAGGAAGCCGAUUAUUAACGGGUGGCGGUGGUGGCGGCCACCAAAGGCAGCAGUUUGUACGGGGCACUGAGUAAUGCUUUGAAAUUAUCCCAAAACCCCGGAAAAGCAGUCUUCUUCAUCGGAUCUUCCACUCCUUUCCAUCAGUGAAAGCGUGAUCGAGAUCGAGAGUGCCAAAGAGGAGAAAACAAAGUGGGAGGCAGGGAAAGAACCAAUUUAAUUGAAUUCCCUUUGCGAUCUUGUGGGCGAGUGUGCAACUAGGCUGGAAAACCAAAUCUCGACCGUUGUAACAUAUAGAUUGGCCUUUUUCGGAUCCCGUUCAUUGUUUGCCGCACGCAACACAAAAUACCGAGCUGCUGGAGUCUGGAACGAUCGAUCUGAGGGCGAUCAUCAAUUAGCGAUUACCAGUGCGCGUUAUCAGUGCGGUCGCAAGGAGAAGCGGUGACCUGAUAAGGCGGGUUCGCGGGCCGAGAACCGGGAAACCGGCGUUUGCAGAAGCAUCCGACGAGUGAGAUAGUGAGAAGCUUGUGGCCCCCGGUUCGUAGUAAAGUGGUGCGGUGGGCAAAGGUCUUGUGCCUCACUCGUCAACCGAAGAUCAUGGCACGGGCCACUACCAUCACUAGCAGCGCCGGCAGCAGCCCUGGCCGGUUGCUGUUGCUGUCGGCGAUCGGUUGCUGGUGGUGCUGCUGUUGCUGGUGGUUGUUGGUAUCGCUGAUGGUGCCCGGAGCAACGGCCGAACAACAGCAUCACAACAUGUCACACACUAAAGACUGUUCCCGGUUUCACGAGCAGUGCAUCCGCUGCACGGACACGGCUUGCAUCAAGUGCACCGAGUUGCUGCGUCUGGACACUGGCGAAUGUUUGACGGAUUGUCCGAGCGGAUACGCGGCCCAAUGGUCGACCACCUCAGAGGUCAUGGGGCGCGUUUGCUACCCGGUCGGAAUGUCCGGUUCGUUGUUGGCCGCCGUUGCCGGGAUUGCCGCCGGUGCCAUCCUGUGCGUGAUGCUUAUCGUAAGCGCCAUGGCCAUCCUGAGGCGCCGACAGAAGCGCAAGAAGUACCGUGAAUCCUUCAUCGACGAGAACAUCGACCGACUGGAGUUUCUACGGCAGCUGGAAGAGCUGCGACCACAGGCAGAAUAUUUUCUGCAGAUGCUGAACGAUACGCGACGCCAGAUCCGGAAGCUACACCACUCGGGCGAUAGUGCCGGCGCGGCCACCUACCAUCCGGUGGUACGCGAUUUAGCCAAAAUACUGAUCCUGCUGAACAAACCGAUCGAGUUGAUCAACGCACCACCGCACGAUUGGCAGCGGUUGUACGUAUGGGCCGAACGGGUGCUGGAUCGCUAUAAACCCGAGUUGGCACAGUUGAUCGAGUUUCUGCAGCAACCGUCGGCGGCGGUCCCCUCACCGUCGGCCUCCGAUCCACGGCUAGCAUCGUCUGAUCAUUCGACGUUCAAGGCGGCCUAUCAGCAUCUCCAGCAGGACCCAAGACAGGGCCGGGAUGCCGUCGAUGAUGGUGGUGCCAACGAGCGCGAUCUAUCACCACGAUUGAGUCGCAAGAACGAACGUAAUCUGCUCGACCAGCCGGAGCUGAUCCAGCUUCAGAAGCAUCGUACGCUGCCGACGAUGCAGACGACGCACCAUUUCCUCGGUUCGCUGAUCAGCCUGCACGAGUUCGAUGAGCGAUCGUCCCACACGACUGAUACUAGCUCAAACCAUCACUCGACAGGUGGCAACAAUCCGUUCGAUGAUACGUUCGAUCACGUCCGCACCUACCUGUCGACCUCCGGUAUGAACGAUAGUUCACUCUGGUUGCAGGACGAGUUCUUCAAGCUUGGCUUCCGGCCACAGGACGAGAUCACGACCGAGUUGUAAGCUGGAGCCUCGGAACACGGUUCACCAUUCCAGUGCAAAUGUUGGCAGACCGCCCCAGCUGAACAGGAGGAGGGAGAGGGUUGCACUCAGCAAAACAAGCACUACUCCAGUGCGACUAGUCAGCUGCUAGCAGCGGUGCAGGAUGAUGCAGGAUCACUAGGCAGGCACUAGGCAUCGAAUCCGUUAGUAUCGGUAGGGAUUACGAAAAGGGGGCUUGUUGUUGCUUCUACUCUUCGGUGAUAGGAAGGAAAUCCCUUGCGUACUAUUUAUGAAGCUAGUUAGACGAGACAGACAGACACCGGAACGAUGAUGGUGGAAUUGCAAAAUUGUCUUUAAGGAUACAUAAGUAUUUUAUCCAUGAGAGGUACUAGUUGGUCGAAACCUGCUAUCGAUAGAGACACACGAGAAACCCCACGAAGCGACGUGAAGGAAGCAAUAUUAUUUAAUAAACAAUGUAUCGAUCACGAACCACGGGCAAGUGAUGAACAUGUCCGUAGUGUAAAGCGAGCCACGUUAUAACGAUGGUAGGUG